This is a messenger RNA of Penicillium bovifimosum, 2295 nucleotides long. RefSeq lists its product as uncharacterized. The record is from RefSeq and is a predicted model, not a curated record. NCBI's taxonomy places the organism in Eukaryota, Fungi, Ascomycota, Eurotiomycetes, Eurotiales, Aspergillaceae. The transcript has 5 exons. Bases 1 to 2295 code for a protein of 764 amino acids.
AUGCACUCUAAAAACCACUUCGCCACUUGCUUCAAAUACCGCGCGAAUGUCCGGACCGGAAACUCUUGUCGAUUUGGCAUGCCUCGAGAACUAGUGCCAUUUUCUAAAAUUGACGACGUUGUUGCCUCCGUUCAAACCACGACAUUUCAUGGAUUUUCGAAAUCCCUGGCUCUAACCUACUACAUCACCAACUACGCGACGAAAGACGAUGUAUCUCCGUGGCAGAUGGUAGCAAAGGCAGCCUUGUUGCGUCAAGCCAUCGAUAAAGGCCGCAUUGCUGAUCCGCCAACCGCAACUGAUCUUCGUCUCAGAGAAAGAGGAAUGGAUAACUUCGGGCUCCGUUGCUUCAAUAGCCUCGCCCACGACCGCGAAGUUAGCGGUGUUCAAGUCGCCAGCACUCUCCUCCAUCUUCCGAGUUACUAUAUUCUAAACUCUAAAUUCAUCCGCGUCAACCUUUGGUGGUUACGACGAUAUGUGCGCGCCUUUCAACCUCCAGAAGCGGCCACUGCAUUUCACCCGCAUGAUACUGUGCCAGAUGAGCCUUGCACAUUCCGCACAGGGGACACAGUGUCCGUGAGCAUGUUCAAUAAUUAUAAGUGGCGGGGCGUCCGUCUUGCCUCAUUCUCAUUCUUCGAGUACUGCAUGCUCGUCCAGAUAAGGAGCAAACAAGGUACUCUUCCAGAUAACUUUGAGUUUGAUCCUUCCCAUCCUAAAUGCAGCACUUCCGUGGAGCGCGUCGCGCGUUCAAAAUCCCAAAUAGCGACAGUCAUAUUCAAUGGCCAGCUUACUCAAUUUCAGACUGCGGAAGACUCCGUUCCUGGCGGUUACCCGACAACCGACGCUAUAUUGAAUGAUCUCUCCGAGAUCUUCCUCGGUCUUUUCGUCCCUUGGGAGAAAUUGCCUGAUCUCUUCCGUCGACAUGCUGCUCUGUCAAAUAUUUACUCUCAUGUCUGGGCCUUGGUCAAGCCGACACUUGCUCCACAUAACCAAGAAUUCGCUGCAAACAUUGAGCUUUUUCGGAAGUCCAAGGAGGACUGCCAGGUUGAUGCUAUAUUGCGCCAGUCUGAACACCGACAUGCAGAAGUUUUGGACCGCUAUGUUGAUCAGCUAGAUCAGGCUGAUCUGGGAUCGGAUAAUCUGGAACCGCGAUUGUUUCGUCGCUUCAAAGCGCACACCGAUAUGGCCGAUUUCCGCCGAGCGCCCAUUUCUGCGCAAAUGGACCUGGUACCUAAGGGCUCGUCUGUGCGACUGCAUGACUUUGACCUGGAUGGUGAAGAUGGCGUGCUCCAACCUGUACUGACCGAUAACGUCAUAUCAAAUGGAACACCAACACUACUUGCUCAACUCGGGAACAAUCCAACUCCCGAGUCUCUGAUUGCAAAGGUCACUGAAAAUAUCCCGCUGAAUUCGAAGCAACACCUUGUGGUACGCAGGUUACUAUCUGACGUUCUAUCGUGGGCUGAUUAUCCAUAUGAUUCAUCUCGGCGCGAUCAACUCCUUCUCUGCAUAACGGGUGAGGGUGGUACAGGUAAAACCCAGAUACCUAAAGCCAUUGAAGCUGCUCUAGAUGUUCUUGGUCGAAAACAUGAGCUCAUGCUCACGGCCCCAACGGGUGCUGCCGCAGACAACUUAGGCGUCACCGCCCGCGUCAGAAAACUAUGGGCACGAAAGACAAUCUUGGUGAUUGACGAAAUGAGCAUGAUCGAUCUGAAAAUGUUAAGUGUCAUCAAUGACCAAUGCAAAGCCGCUCGAUCACUCCCCCGAUCGUCUCCCGACCUUUUCGGUGGCCUUCCGGUCGUGAUUCUCAUAGGUGAUUUCUUUCAGUUUCCUCCGGUUCGUGGUCCACCAUUGUGGAAGAAUCCAAGAUAUGGCAACGACGAAGAUGCCGCCGGUCGACUGAUCUGGCACCGAUUUCAAAACGUCAUCAUUCUAGACGAGCAGAUGAGGCAGUUAGAGAAUCCUUCAUUUUGCGACUUCCUGGCCCGCACAAGACGUGCAGCUUUGACCGAAGACGACGCAAUCCGCCUUAAUUCCAGGGUCAUCCACUCACUUACAGAUCCUGUUUCGGAGGAUGCCACUGUCGUAGUCGAAUUAAACGCCCUUCGGCAUCCAGUCAAUCGCAUUCGUAUCGAGGAUUUUGCUCGAAAGAGGUCUCAAAGAAUUUACCUAUUCGCUGCUAUUCACUCGAGAACCAAGUCGACUGGUCCCACGAAUCUUCGACUGCAAGCCCAUGACUUGCUGCUCCCAAGAUCAAGAGAUGGUGAAGGAAAGAUGCCCGAGAUGUGGCGAAACUAG